Molecule: messenger RNA, 6848 nt
Organism: Ictalurus punctatus (channel catfish)
Lineage: Eukaryota; Metazoa; Chordata; Actinopteri; Siluriformes; Ictaluridae
Product: copine-8
Exons: 15
Coding region: 1050-2264 (404 amino acids)
Biological process (GO): cellular response to calcium ion
Cellular component (GO): plasma membrane
Molecular function (GO): calcium-dependent phospholipid binding
Source: RefSeq, a predicted model, not a curated record
UUUUAAAGAAACUGUACUUGAGUAAAAGUUCGGGUACUGUGACAAAGUAUAACUCAAUUAGAUGUAGAAGUACGGCGCGAAAAUGCUACUUGAGUGAAAGUCAGAAAGAAUCUACAUUUAAACAUAGUCAAGUAUUCAAGAGUAAAAGUAAAUAUUUUUAACUGAAUCUAUCUAUCUAUCUAUCUAUCUAUCUAUCUAUCUAUCUAUCUAUUAUCUAUACAGUAUAUCUACCCUUCACUCCUCAACAUUCAUCAAUUCUGGAAACAUAUUCAUAAACUUAGGGAAAGUUUUCAUUUCAGAGGUGAAAAAUCUUUCCAUUUUGAGUGAAGCUGAUAAUAAUGCCAAUGUGGUAAUUUGUGGAAAUCAUUUGACCCUGUGUCUAAGUAUUUCUGGUUUAUUUUGUAAAAGAUAAAAUUAUUAUUUUUUUAAAGACAGCCCAUUAGCACAGUUAUGCACAGUUUUAUUUGACCUUGAUGUGAAUUUGAUUGGAUGUCUUAAAAAAAACAACAACAACAACACACAACUAAUUGGCAUAACAGCUGGGCAAGCGACAAAAGUAGUGUUUUUACUUUUGUAAAUUUACUUCAGUAAGAGUCCAAUAAUUCAAUUUCAAUACAACUUAAGUACAGUACAAAUCUUCCAGAGUAGUGCUUAAGUACAGUUAAGAAAUACAGAUAGAAUAUACCCCCACUAAAGGUGACUUGAAGUCCGACAACUGGCCACUAAAAAUAGCUUUACCAAUUUCAAUAAAGCGUUUUAGACUGAUCACCACUACUGUCCCAGCUUCACUAAAUCAAUACGGAGUUUGGACUGAGGACACACACCUCUCUAGUAUAUGAUGAGGCUCUUUGCUAAGUGCUCCAUUGCCUGCCCUGAUGCAGACUAUUAUAGCUGACUGUGGUAAAAUCUCAUUGAAGAAAACAUUGCUACAGCUGAGCCUCACAUAAAAUCCCUUUACAGAGUAAACCUCUUAAAGGGGCAUUCCUGGAAAGAAAUGUGGCACCAUUAUUGUGAAGGCUGAGGAACUGAACAACUGCAGAGAAUCUGUAAUGAUGCAAUUUUGUGGCAACAAGCUGGACAAGAAGGAUUUCUUUGGCAAGUCUGACCCUUUCCUUGUGUUUUACCGCAGCAACGAGGAUGGAACAUUCACCAUUUGCCAUAAGACAGAGGUGGUGAAGAACACCCUGAACCCUGUAUGGCAGGCCUUCAAGAUCCCCGUCAGAGCCUUGUGCAAUGGAGACUAUGACAGAACAAUCAAGAUUGAAGUGUAUGACUGGGACAGAGAUGGAAGCCACGAUUUCAUUGGCGAGUUUAGCACAAGCUACAGAGAGUUGUCCAGAGGGCAGUCCCAGUUUAACGUAUAUGAGGUCAUUAAUCCAAAGAAAAAAGGCAAGAAGAAAAAAUACCUCAAUUCUGGAACGGUAACACUUCUGUCAUUCCUCGUGGAUAUUGAAGUCACCUUCCUAGACUACAUUAAGGGCGGGACUCAGAUUAAUUUCACCGUGGCAAUUGAUUUCACCGCCUCAAACGGCAACCCUGCACAGCCAACUUCCCUGCACUACAUGAGUCCAUACCAGCUGAAUGCAUACGGCAUGGCUCUCAAAGCAGUGGGAGAGAUCAUUCAGGACUACGACAGUGACAAGAUGUUCCCAGCAUUGGGCUUCGGUGCCAAGCUGCCCCCCGAUGGGCGUGUAUCCCACGAAUUCGCACUGAAUGGGAACCCACAGAACCCAUACUGUAAUGGAAUAGAUGGUGUAAUGGAGGCGUACUACCAGAGCCUGAAGUCUGUGCAGCUUUAUGGACCCACCAAUUUCUCACCCGUCAUCAACCAUGUAGCAAGGUACGCUGCCUCUGUGAAGGAUGGUUCGCAGUAUUUCGUCCUCCUCAUCAUCACAGAUGGAGUGAUCUCUGACAUGGCCCAGACCAAAGAGUCCAUUGUCAAUGCUUCAUGUCUUCCCAUGUCAAUUAUCAUCGUUGGUGUUGGACCAGCAGAGUUUGAUGCGAUGAUUGAGUUGGAUGGGGAUGAAGUCAGGAUCUCAUCCAGGGGUAGAUAUGCAGAAAGGGACAUUGUGCAGUUUGUCCCGUUUCGGGAUUACAUUGACCGAACAGGGAACCACAUCCUCAGCAUGGCGCGGCUGGCAAAGGAUGUGUUGGCUGAGAUUCCGGACCAGUUCCUGUCCUACAUGAGGACCAGAGGCAUCAAACCAUUACCCGCUCCGCCUCCAUACACACCGCCAGGACAGCCCCUACAGACCCAGAUCUGACCCGCUCUCAUUCGUGUCUCUCUAUUUCUCUCUUAAUCUCCCAAUGAUGUGGAGGGGCACUUCUCCCCCUUCUCGAUCUGUCUCUCUCUUACGUUGCACUAUAGGCACUGGAAGGAUGAAGACACAGCGGCCAAACAGGGCCAGUGAGGCCUGAUUUACUUCCAUUACAAGCGUUCUUCUGUCAGGGUCUCUCUCUCUCUCUCUCUCUCUCUCUCUCUCUCUCUCUCUCUCGCUCUCUGUCAGAGCCUGGCUUAUCUCUUGUAGCCUCACUAAAAUGGACUGAGCUUGACCUUUGUUCGGGCUCGCUGUAGGACUGAAGAAGAAAAGAAGGGAUCAGUUGACAUCGUUUCUUGGAGCUGCAUGCUUUUCCAGGUGAAGGGCCGAGGUUCUGCUUCCUCUGGCCACAAAUCACACUCGACUGUUGUAAAUAACUUUGGAAACUGAUCAUUUCCUUUUACUUAUGUAUAUUCCUCUCUCUCUCUCUCUCUCUCUCUCUCUCUCUCUCUCUCUCUCUCUCUCUCUCUCUCUAAGCUCUCACUCAGUGUUUACAUGUUGAUGAUUUUCUUACUGUUGGAUACUUUUAUAUAAGCGUAAACUUUCAGUAUGAACUUUGGAAUACGACUUCUAUCUGCGUGUUGUCUUUUGCCACGCAUGUCAGGCACUUGUUGUCACAUUAAUCGCAUUGCAUGGCAUGGAGUAACAGCCAGCUCCACCUCGUGAUGCAUGAAGGCCAUGAUUGACCUCUUUCUGUUUUAGUUUCUCAUUCUUUCUUUCCCUCUUUCUCAAAUCAUCCUGGCACAAGCAUUGUGUGUGUGUGUGUGUGUGUGUGUGUGUGUGUGUGUGUGUGUGUGUGUAUGGAAAUUGUGUUCUGUUGUGUCAAAACUUUAGAAGCUGCUCUCAAAUAAGAUUUGAGACUAUGAGCCCAGUGGUCAAAAACACAGAUGCCAUUGUUUUUCUUCCAUUUCUGUCCUGUUCAUAUUUAUCAAAACAGUACAGGUGUUUUAUUGAUUUGUAAAUCAUAAGUGUUGUUUAAAAAAAAACAGUGUUAUCCUUUAUCUUCAUUAGAGAUGCCCGAAGAUGUGGAUAAAAAGCACAGAUCACCAAUUUCACCUGAAUACCGUACAUGCAGGAUUUAAGUGUUCGUACUACAGUAUUUCUGCAGAGGAACAUUUAAGACACUGGUAAGAUUUGUUUCUCCCAGACACCAAGUUAUUUUUAAAGCAUAAUUAAAAAUAUAUAUAUAUAUAGCACAUUAGGGCAUUUAAUUCUAUGUUUUAGCCAGUGAAAUCUUCCUUCUGUGCUGCACAGCCUUAAACAACACUGGAUCUAAACAGAGUUCAAUAAAAGAUAUACGAAAUCAAAGAUAUUUUAGUAACUAGUCACACCUUAGUCUAGGAAAACAAAUUUAAAAUAAUACUUCCAAUGUGUCUGUAGUGUAUGUGAGAUUAUCACAGACAAGAAUUUCUUUAACGUUCCAUGUAAUGGAAGCCACUGAUAAAGACAGAUGAUGAAUUCCGUCAGUAAACAUCUAAAAUAUGUGACUAUAUAAACUAUUAGUGUUACACUCCAGCUUGAAAUAAGAACAUUUCUUUUCUAACGUAGUUAUGUAGCCAGAAACUGAAACAUAAACAUACAGUAAAAGUACAUGCUUAAUUUACACCUUUGACUUUCUGAAAUUGUUACAAAAAUAUCUUUCAUAUAAACUUUAUAUCUAUUUAAUUUUUUGGACUGCCCCAGCAACUGACCUUACACUUCCAUAAGUGCGUUUUAACUUAAUAAGGUUUUCCAUUCUUUUCACAGUGUAGGAACAUACCACAGACCCAGUAGAUAAAGAUUAAUUUGAGAGAGAUUCUGGAGUAUUUUUAUUUUUUUUUAAUGAAUAAGACCAGUAUUUGAAAUGACUGGAUAAUAAUCUGAACUCCCCUCUUUAGUAAUGUAUUCAUCUUAUUAAUAUUAGUUGGCAGUUUUUAUAAGGUACACCCACCAUAUACUGUACGGUCAGCUCCAGAAAUACUGAACCUUUCACCUAAGUAAAUAUAUUCUAAGAAAAUGUUAAAAACCUUAGGAAAAUUAUACAUAUUUUUAAAAUAUUUUCUUGGCACCCCUAAAAAUUCCUAUAUACUAACUGUAACCAAAAAAAAAAAUUCUUUCUAUUUAUUUAUUUAUUUAUUUUAUUCAGCUGAGUGUUUAGGAACUCUCGAGCAGUCAUCCAUGACUUGACUUCCUGCUUCAUUGGGGUGUGAAUCUGUGGUGACAGAAUAUACAAAUGAAGUGAGACAAAAGUGUGCCUACCUUCAUAAAUCAGACAAUGGAUAUAAAAAAUAGCUACACACCUGAAAAUGCACAUAUCGACUGUUACGGCUGGUGUGCCAAAAGAAAGCCUUUUCUUCCAUCCAAACACAAAUGCAAGCAUCUAGAAUUUUCUGUAUACUGCUGGUUCUGGGAAACCAAAAGAAAUAUUUUUGACAACAUGGAUGGUGUGUUUGGCACAGACGGAUUUUUCAAUAGAAAAUAUAGCAACUAAACCCCACUGUAAGUAUGGUGGAGGAUCUAUGAUGAUGUCGGACUGUUAUUACUCCAAAGGCCGUGGCAACCAUGUUAGGAUACAUGGCAUCAUCACUUCCUGAAGCAUCAGGAGAUUUAAAAAAUGAAAAUCUGCUUGCAUUUGGCAAUAUGCUACAACUGGGUUGUAUGGAUGGAUCUUCCAACGAGACAACAAUCCAAAAAAAUUCACCCAAAUCCACACAAAACCGUUCAGCGAUGCUUUACACAUGGCCAUCCCAGCCUGACCUAAACUCCUCUGAAAAUCUGUGGGGUGAGCUGAAGACAUUGUACAGCAUGCUAAAUGUAGGGAUGCCCAAUAUUUCACCCAUCCCACAUUUGACUAAGGAUGUCAAUAAUUCUUGAGCCGACUGUAGAAAAUUGUUGUAGGUAUACAAUUACUGACUGUAGCCCUAUCUGUCAUCCCUUCUCUACCCUGUCUAUCAAUGGAAAGGGAGCACUACUGACCAGAUAUUGGACAGAUAGACCUGUUAGUAAUUGUACACCUAUAAAGUGCAUCAAUAUGGUAGAUGUACCUAAUAAAACGUUCAAUGAGUGUAGAUACAAGUUUGGUGUAUCUAAUUAACUGGAAACUGUGUAUUUCUAAACUAUAUUAAUCAAGUCUGUGAAUCCGUGUAUUAUCUCCCUACGUCAGGCUCUGACUGGAUUUCUGCUUUACAUGAGCCUUGAUUUCAAUUAAAAAAAAAUCGAAUUUUUCAGUUCUUUCAGUUCAAACAAGUGUAGUUUUGAAGGGUUAUUAUGUUUCAAGUAGCAUUAAGGCAUUAUAAUGAAUUGCCUUUAAGCAUUGAAUGAUAAUUAGUGACCAAUAUUUGUCUUUUUUUUAAGUCAUGUCUCAGGCUCAGGUUUUUUGUUUUAUUUUUGUUUUGUUUUGUUUUUUUUUUACAGAAAAAAAAGAAGAAAGCCAGACAGAGUUCAGGCCCCUUAGCUAGUCAUGAAAUAAUGUGAACGACACAAUAUGUAGCAAAUGGAAUUUCAAGACAAAAAUGAACGCCUCACCAAAUUUAGCUGGGUUUUUUUCCCCUGUUCUGUAGUCACAGACUAGCAUAGCUAGUGUAGCUGAGUGUUUUGGGUGACAGCCGCAUGUCCUCUGGUUCUAUCAUGUAGCUCGCUGAGUAGGAGCUUGGAUCGCGAGUUACUUUCUCACUUAAUUAGUAUUAUGUAGUAUUGUGUUAGUAAUAAGAAUUUAAUGGCGGAUCUGCCAUUAAUUGCAAUCAGGAAUUUAUACGGUGAAGAACUGAUUUACAGUCUUACACAGAGCUUUUUUUAAAAGCUUCAUAAAUACAAAUCUUAUAUAAACUACAGGCCAUUAGAGUUCAGAGGAGUGUUGUAUGUAUGUAUGUAUAUGUGUGUAUGUGUGUGUAUGUGUGUGUGUGCGUGCAUGUUGCAAACACUAACACUAGGAGUACCAGCUGAGAUUUUUCUGUGCUCCUCAGUCCAACUAUGGUUCGCAACGCCGCAGCUUCGCCAAGCUCAACCACAUUACUGUGUGUGUGUGUGUGUGUGGUGCAUGAGUGGUGGUGGUGACGGAUUAAUCUGACAGGAUUCAUCAGAGGUGUGAUUUCAUUCACAUGAACUCUUGUUUACUGAAAAUAUCCAAAUAUAUUGUAUGCUUGUCAUAUCUUAUUAUAUAAUGUGCACUAUGUUUGCAUGUACAGUUUUAAAUGAGAUGAACUAGUUUUUUUUUUGUUAUUAAUAGAGUGUUUUUUGGGGAAAACUGUUUUAAAAUUGUCAUAAUAUCUGUACAAAAUGGCCUUAAUCUCUCACUGAAUUCUUGGAAUCGUGCAAUGCCUUCAGAUAUGAAUUGUUCUAUAUUUUGUGUCGGUGUAGAAUUGCUUUCUAGUGUAUAUUCUCUUUGCACAGAUUCAUGUAUGGGGAAAAAAAAACAUAUUGUACUUUUUGCUAAUCAGUUAUUAAUCAGAGAAAGCAUGAUUGCAGUACUGAAUGUCUGGUAAAUCCAUAUGAUUAAAUAACUAUUUCUGUAUCAAAGUAUCGAUUUUGGAAUAAACAUUCUUACUAAACACA